This is a messenger RNA of Xyrauchen texanus (razorback sucker), 2023 nucleotides long. RefSeq names its product methylsterol monooxygenase 1 (gene msmo1). NCBI's taxonomy places the organism in Eukaryota, Metazoa, Chordata, Actinopteri, Cypriniformes, Catostomidae. The transcript has 6 exons. The coding region runs from base 151 to 1023 and encodes 290 amino acids. Gene Ontology annotation, biological process: sterol biosynthetic process. Gene Ontology annotation, molecular function: C-4 methylsterol oxidase activity; iron ion binding. The record is from RefSeq and is a predicted model, not a curated record.
CACAGCCUCUUUCCGCAUACAUCAGUCUCCUCUUAUCGCUAAUGGUCCUAUGUGAAGUUAUAUUACAUUAAAAGCGUCCAUUCUGGCAACGCAGGUAGAGGAAGAUCUUCUCAUAGUUACUCAUUUGGUGAGUCCGAUCGAUUCGCUGCUAUGGAGGUGAACGGCACAGUCAACAUUCUGUCCUCAGCAUUUCUGGCUGUGGAAUUUGUGGAUUCAGUUCUGCCUGAAAAUCCACUGCAGGAACCUCUAAAGCACACAUGGAAUCAUAUGCUGCAGAACUACAGCAAAUUCCAGAUCGCCACCUGGGGCUCCCUCAUCGUCCAUGAACUCAUCUAUUUCCUGUUCUGUUUGCCUGGCUUUAUCUUUCAGUUCCUCCCUUUCAUGCAAAAGUACAAGAUCCAACCAGAUAAACCAGAGACAUGGGAGAAACAGUGGAAGUGCUUUAAAAUGCUGCUGUUUAAUCACUUCUGUAUCCAGCUACCACUUAUCUGUGGAACAUAUUACUUUACUGAGUUCUUCAACAUCCCCUAUGACUGGGACUCUAUGCCUCGCUGGCCUUAUUUAUUGGCUCAAUGUUUUGGCUGUGCAGUGAUUGAGGACACAUGGCAUUACUUCCUCCACCGAGCCCUACAUCACCGCAGAAUCUACAAGUACAUUCAUAAAGUCCAUCACGACUUCACCUCUCCAUUUGGCAUGCAGGCAGAGUAUGCCCAUCCUGCUGAGACUCUGAUUCUAGGGGCAGGGUUCUUCAUUGGCAUCAUGGUCUUCUGUAAUCAUGUUAUUUUGCUCUGGGCUUGGGUCACUUUCCGUCUGCUUGAAACCAUUGAUGUUCACAGUGGUUAUGACAUUCCUCUGAACCCGCUACAUUUGAUUCCGUUCUACGCUGGAGCUCGUUUCCAUGACUUCCACCACAUGAAUUUUGUUGGCAAUUAUGGAUCUACAUUCACCUGGUGGGACAGACUCUUCGACACUGAUGCCCAGUUUUACAAACAUUACACACAAAAAGCAGUGAAGAGUGAUUAAUUGGAAGAUGCUCUCACUAACAUACUAUGAUGUUUCAUCGGCAUCGAUCUCUCAUGUACUCCUGUGUGGACUCUGGUUCUUCUGAUGCUUUUGCAUUACCUCUUCCUACCCACAAACACAAACAUGUAAACUAACAGUAGGGCUAAGUAUUUAAAUUGGACUGAAGGGAAUCAGAUCAAUCAAUGCCAGCUUCUUAAAUCAAUGUGCCUUUUAAAAGGGAAUGCCAUACACACCAUUAGACCAUUGGUCACAGUUAUCCUGAGGACUGUUAUGAAUUAUAGAAAAACUUGCAGUGUGUGUUCUGUGGUCUCAACAAUUACUGUAAACUUUCCUCUCUUUUAAGUAAUGAUGACCCCAUUCUUCAAAAGCACUUUAAUUUCACCUAAACAAAGACGUUGCUUCUUAAAAGAAGUUAUUUUUGUAAUGCCUUUUUUGUUGCCUUUUCAGAUUUUUGCUGAGAAUAAAUCAAGCAGCGUUCCUGUAAAAGAUUUUAAAGCUCUCCUUAGUAACCACCCAAAGCAUAGACAUUUUUUAUUUGUUUUUAGGUAAAGAAAAAUUGGACCCACUUUGUAUUAGGUGUCUUUAACUACUGUGUACUUCAGCAUUUGAUACAAUGUAAUUAUUAUAUAAAUAUGUCUUGUUGCAUUGUACUUACAUUUAAAGUACCUGCAUUUAAUUACAAAUGUAGUGGCACUGUCCAUCUUACCCCUAAACUAACCGUUACCCCUAAAAUAAACCCUACUCCUAAACCUUCCUGUACCUCAACAUCAGUAGCAGCAAAUAUGAAUUUUAUGAGAAUUUUGCAGAACAACAUGUAGUUACACAAUAAAUACAUUGUAUUGUAUGUAUAUUUUAAUGCUUGUACAUAUUAGUUAAAGACAACUAAUAUAAAGUGGGACCAACACAUUUCAAGUGUUUUCUGGUUCCUAAUGGAGAAAGCCAAUUCAAAUGUUUUAAAAUUGUUAAUUUGAAGGCAAGUUGAUGGAUUAAAGAAUUACCA